Messenger RNA from Musa acuminata subsp. malaccensis (wild Malaysian banana), 617 nucleotides. The record is from RefSeq and is a predicted model, not a curated record. Lineage: Eukaryota; Viridiplantae; Streptophyta; Magnoliopsida; Zingiberales; Musaceae.
CUACUUCGACUUCUUGCCUUGGGAAGGUCGGGUGCGAUGGCUUCUUCCUCGUCGCCUUCCCUUUCGCCUCCGCCCAAGUCCUCCUCCGUUUCGGACAGCGCCGGCGAGGAGGGAAAGCAGGAGCUCCAGGGAAAGAUUCGUGGCCAUGAGGUCGCCAUCAGUGAACUGGAGCACCUCCAGCCUUCCCGAGCAGUAUACCAGAAGAGUGGCAAUAUCUUUUUUCGCCGAAGCAUCAAGACAGCAAUAGCAUCUGAACAGAAACAACUUGAUUUGGCCAAAUCUCGGUUGCAAAAAUUGAAUGCUAUUUGAUGCCCCCCAGCACACAAAGUAACAGCACGCAAGAUAUCUGCUGGAAGUGCUAUUCUGUAUCACUUGAACAUGCUGAACAGUUUGGUUUUAAGACAGAUUUUAUGGUCUUGCAUUUGUUUAAGUUUGUGUUAGGGAUGGAUUACUUUCAAUUCAUGAAAGUAAACGGAAUAGAAAACAAUUAACGAAAAACCUGUUUAUCUUUAUUUUUUCUGGAUGACAUUCAAAUUAUAAAGAAUUUUUAUAUUUUAGUAUUUCAGAUCAUUACUGAAAUGUAAACGGAAAAUCUAAGUUGAAAUCGAGUUGAAUGA